AUGGUAGUCAGUCUUGGAAGCGACCUACAGACCACGGCUCCAGUCACCGCACACUGUGGAGAAAAUGUGACACUUACAUGUAAUAAAAGCUCAGCAGACCAGAUGGAAUUAGUAACAUUUACCUGGCUGCAUGAAGGUGAGACAAUGUGCGAUUUUAAACAUGACCAGACAAAGCUGGUCAGCGGGUUCCGCUGUGAAAGGGCAGAAGAGAACGCCCACAAAAGACUCACUCUGAUUCUUUACAACGUCACGCCUGCCAACAAGGGGAGUUACCUCUGCAAGGUGCACUCAAAUCGUGGAAUAUAUAGUAAUGUUACUAACGUAACGGUACGAGACUGCCCUGGAAUUCCAAGGAAGUCCGUAGAACAAAUUAAAUCAUCAGGGAGUAUUCAUAAACUGCCCUGGAUGCAUGUUCUGAUAGAGAUAAUGAUGAUAAGGUUUUUUAAAGAAAUGCUCCAUGUGUGAGGCAGAGAACUAUUAAGGGUGAGGUUUGUUCAAUUGUACAUUUUAUCAAGCCUAUUACAUGCUGUUAUUAAAUGUACAGUCAACAGUGCUGGUGUUAAUCUUCCAUUACCUUGUUGUCUCUAAUUUGAAUUUUUAGCACAGGAUUCCAGGCCACUAUCAUCUACUAACCAAAAGGAGGCAGUGUUUCCAUUCUGUAUUCUGUAAAGGGGUGUUCUGCUCAGUGUUCCAAAAUUCAUUUCCAAAAAGUUUGAGACAAUUUUUUCCUCACUUUUACAGUCCAAGAUGAUCUGGAACUAUAUCUUUUUUUAUUUACUUUGUUUGUUUUUUGAACAUAUAAAGCUCAUGGCUGUCAUUUUUUUUAUAACUUUCAAUUCAGACCAUAAAAGCAGUCGCAUAAGCCGGCUUUAAACUGAAACCCAGCAUGCUGUUAAAUAUCUGCCAUACACAAAUACAAUUUCGACAAAACGUGUCUUCUUCAAAAUGCAAUAAAGAUGUUUCACAAAAGAUUGAGAAAAA
Messenger RNA from Menidia menidia (Atlantic silverside), 981 nucleotides. Lineage: Eukaryota; Metazoa; Chordata; Actinopteri; Atheriniformes; Atherinopsidae. The record is from the annotation of a GenBank genome assembly.